This is a messenger RNA of Tremella mesenterica DSM 1558, 3372 nucleotides long. RefSeq lists its product as uncharacterized. Gene Ontology annotation, molecular function: ATP binding; aminoacyl-tRNA deacylase activity; valine-tRNA ligase activity. The transcript is spliced from 19 exons. Bases 1 to 3330 code for a protein of 1109 amino acids. Lineage: Eukaryota; Fungi; Basidiomycota; Tremellomycetes; Tremellales; Tremellaceae. Gene Ontology annotation, biological process: valyl-tRNA aminoacylation. Gene Ontology annotation, cellular component: cytosol. The record is from RefSeq and is a predicted model, not a curated record.
AUGUCUGCAGAGGGACAAAGUAAAGUGCAGUCCGAGUUAUUGCCGGCUGAGCAAACCAAUCCCGCAGCUCCUUCCCCUUCAUCUUCUCCUGCCCAGACCAGUGCUCCGGGGGGAGAAGAGGGCGAGGGGUCUGGGGAGGUGAGCAAGAGUGCAGCCAAAAAAGAAGCAAAAAGAUUAGAAAAACUGGCCAGGCUUGCCGCCAAACAGGCUGCCGCACCUAUAAUCAACGCCACGAAGAAGGACAGGAAAGAGAAGGAGAAGAAAGAGGUAGCCCCUACCGAGGCAUGGGUCAACACCACACCACCUGGAGAAAAGAAAGGCGAGUACAGUGAUACGUUGCUCAAGGUGAUCAAAGCUGACAUGACAGAUGUUUCAGGCGACCUUCCUCCCGGCGGGUAUGAUCCUAUACAGGUCGAAGCAGGUCAUUAUGAAUGGUGGCGUGCCAAAGGUUUCUUCAAACCACGAUUCAAACCAAAUGGGGAACCUCUGGACAAAGGCACAUUCUCUAUCACUUUUCCUCCUCCCAACGUCACCGGUAACCUUCACAUCGGCCACGCUCUCACCGUGUCCUUGGAAGACGCUUUGAUAAGAUGGAAACGCAUGCAGGGAUAUACCACCUUGUUCCUCCCCGGAUAUGAUCACGCCGGCAUCGCAACUCAGGCGGUGGUUGAGUCUAGAUUGAUAAAGACGGAAGGUCAUUCACGGCAUCACUAUGGAAGGGAGAAAUUCCUGGAGAAAGUUUGGGAAUGGAAAGAUCAAUACCAAGAAAAGAUAACAAACCAAAUGUCGAGACUGGGAGGGUCCUUCGACUGGGACCGUGUGGCAUUUACCAUGAAUGAGAAUUUGAGCAAAGCCGUGCUUGAAACUUUCUGCCGGAUGUAUGAACGUGGCUCCUUAUAUCGUGCAAAUCGUCUCGUCAAUUGGUGCUGCUACCUGAAUACCAGUUUGUCAAAUCUGGAGGUCGACCAAAAACACUUGACAGGUCGGACACUCAUGAAUGUCAAAGGGUACGACGUCAAGGAAAAGUUUGAAUUCGGUGUCAUUACCUCUUUCGCCUACCCCAUCGAAGGUUCAGAUGAGAAAAUCAUUGUGGCGACCACCCGUCCCGAGACAAUGCUUGGUGACACUGCCAUAGCCGUUCAUCCCGACGAUCCCAGGUACAAACACCUCCAUGGCAAAUUCGCUGUUCACCCUUUUAUUCCCCGGCGUAUUCCCAUCAUCACCGAUGCCAUCACUGUUGACAUGGAAUUCGGGACUGGUGCGGUAAAGAUCACCCCAGCGCACGAUCCGAACGAUUUCGAGUGCGCUCAGAGGAAUGGCUUGGAGUUCAUUAGCUUGAUGAACGAUGAUGGGACGUACAACGAGAACGCAGGACCUUAUAAGGGAAUGAGACGAAUGCAUGUCAGAAAUGCAAUUUUGCAAGCGUUGAAGGAGAAGGGGUUGUACGUCGAACAGAAGGACAACGAUAUGCAGAUCCCUAUAUGCUCUCGCUCCGGUGACGUCGUAGAGACAAUCCUGAAGCCCCAGUGGUGGGUAAACUGCAAACCUUUAGCCGAAGAGGCCCUUAGACGUACCGAGGCUGGCGAAUUAGACAUCAAACCGAAAUCCUCGGCAAAUGAGUGGGUGCGAUGGAUGGAAAACAUGCAGGAUUGGUGCAUCUCCCGGCAACUGUGGUGGGGUCAUCGAUGUCCUGCCUAUCUGCAGGCGUUUGAGGGAGAGGUGCCAGAUACCGCCGAUAACAAGAACUGGAUCGUUGCUCGAAGUCAGGAAGAGGCAGAGGUCGAAGCCGAACGAAGAGCCAACGGGCGAAGAUAUACGUUAUCGCAAGAUCCAGAUGUGCUCGACACAUGGUUUUCCUCAGGUCUAUGGCCAUUCUCUACCAUGGGCUGGCCAGAAAAGACUCGAGACAUGGAGCUCUUUUACCCCAACUCUAUCCUCGAAACAGGUUGGGAUAUCCUCUUCUUCUGGGUCGCUCGCAUGGUUUUCUUCGGUAAUCAACUCACUGGUCGAAUGCCUUAUCCCGAGGUCUUUUGUCAUCCUAUGGUCAGAGAUGCCUAUGGUCGGAAGAUGUCCAAAUCUCUUGGGAAUGUCAUUGAUCCGUUGGAUAUUAUCACGGGCCAAACGCUGCAGAAAUUACAUAACGACUUACGGAUGGGAAACUUGCCUGAUAGAGAGAUCGUCAAGGCUGAAGAGGGUCAAAAAAAGUUGUAUCCCAAUGGGAUCCCACAAUGUGGGACGGAUGCUUUAAGAUUUACUCUAUGUAACUAUGUGACCGGUGGAAGGGACAUCAACAUGGAUAUCAGCCGUGUCGAAGGUUAUCGCAAAUUCUGUAACAAAUUAUGGAACGCUACGAAAUUCAGUUUGUUCCGAUUUGGCCUCGUCGACAUUGAGGGUAAAAGACAACCAGGGGCGAGCUUCGUUCCGCGCGCUUCUCCUCUGCCGAAUGGGGAGGAGAGUUUGGUGGAAAAGUGGCUGUAUCACAAAUACAAUAUUGCUUGUGCUGCCGUCAAUGACGCUCUCGACGCUCGCGAGUUCUAUGAUGCCACUACUGCCGCAUAUGCGUAUUUCUUCUAUGACAUAUGUGAUGUGUACAUUGAAGCGACAAAGCCACUCUUCGAGUCCAACGCCGAUUCCAAAGCCAGAACAUCUGCCCAAAACACAUUGUAUACAUGUCUGGAGGGAGGGUUGAAGUUAUUGCACCCAUUCAUGCCCUAUGUGACGGAAGAUCUAUGGCAACGACUGCCUAGACGAUUGGACGAUACAUGUGAGAGUAUCAUGCUGGCUUCGUUUCCUGAAAAGAAUGCCCGUCAGGACUUUCCCGAAGCAGCUGCGGACUUUGAUCUGGUGGUCGAGUGCAUCAAAGCUGCUCGAUCGGUCUCGGGACUGUAUAAUUUACCUACCAACGGUAAGACGCUCGAGGAUAAGAUCACCAUCAUUCUUCAAACCAAGAAAGCCGACCAAAGACAAAUGUUCGAAACUCAACGCGAUAUCAUCAUAGCUCUCACCAAAGGUUGUGGGACUUGUUUGGUUGUUGAGCAAGAUGAUGAAGUCCCGAAAGGUUGUGGGUCGGAACUCGUCACCACGGACGUUACGGUUCAUGUUGUGGUCCAGGGAAAAGUCGACGCUAAUGCCGAAUUGAACAAACUUGAUAAACGUCAAGCGAUGGUUGUGGGGAACAAGGAGAAGUUACUCAAGAUGAUCCAACAACCGAGUUACGAAAAGACUGUCAAGGAAGAGGCCAAGGCGAGUAAUCAAGACAAGUUGGAAAAACUCGACGCUGAAUUGGAAUCUAUCCGUCUUGCUAUCGAACGGUUCAAUUCUUUCUUGUGAUCAAACAACAUAUAUCAUUGUUCAUGCAUCUUUCAAACUUAC